GGUCCCGGUGCCCACGUGGUUUCCCGGUGUCUCCGGAGCGGAAGAAGCGGCGGCGGGGGCGGCGGGGACCGACACCGGCACCGGCACCGGCACCGGCACCGGCACGGAGCCGCAGCCAUCGCAGCCAUCGCAUCCACCGCCUCCCAUCGCCUCCCGCCGCGGCAUUUCUGGGCCUCGAGGAGGAGCCGCUGCCGCAGGGACCUCCGCCGUUACCCCUGAAGCCUAAUGACAACGCUGCCGUCUCCCACUGCCCGUCUCGUGGCCGAGCUCCCGUGCCCGCCGCGGCGCUCCUCCGGCGCUGCCCACACCACCGACGCCUGAGCCCCGCGUGCCCGCGCCGCAGCCCUGCCCAGCCCGCGCCGCCUCGCCCCGCGCCCGGGGCCCGCCGCCAGGCAGGACAUGGACUCCAUGUUCGAGGACGACAUCAGCAUCCUGACGCAGGACGCUCUGGGGCCGGACGAGGAUUGGCUCGACAGCCCCAACACCGACCUCUCGGGUGAGAUGUGCUCAGCGUCGCACUUCGCCCUCAUCACCGCCUACGACGACAUCAAGAACCGCUUGACGGGACUGGAGAGGGAGAACUCCACCCUCAAGCGCCGCCUCAAGAUGUACGAGGUCAAGUACCCGCUGAUCGGCGAGUUCGGGGAGGAGCGCAUCUUCUCCCUCUACGAGGCCAAGGAGACGUCGCUGCUCAAGAGCGAGAAGGCGUCGCUGCAGCAGCAGCUCAAUCAGUUCCAGCACGAGCUCCAGAAGAGCAAAGAGAGGGAGGAGCAGCUGGAGGAGAUGAUCCAGGCCUACGAGAAGCUGUGCGUGGAGAAGGCAGACCUGGAGACCGAGCUGGGAGAGAUGCGAGCGCUGGUGGAGACGCACCUGAGCCGCAUCCGGAGUUUGGAGCAGCAGCUGCGGCAGCGCGACGGCGGCGCCUUCGCCGGGCUGAGCGCCCCUCUGCCCGGGCAGGAGGUGCCUUUCCUCGCCCUGCACCCCAACCCCGGCCUGAGCCACGUGCUGGAGCGCGCCGGCGGCUGGCAGAGCCGCGGGCUGGACGCCGAGCUGGAGGCGGCGCGGCAGGAGACCCAACGCGCCCAACACCGCGAGGAGCACCUCAAAGCCGAGUGCGAGCGGCUGCAGGCGGAGCUGAAGCACCUGCAGGACACGCGGGAGCAGGAGCAGUCGGAGCGCGACAUGGCCUGGGUGAAGAAGGUGGGCGACGACCAGGUCAACCUGGCGUUGGCCUACACGGAGCUGACGGAGGAGCUGUGUCGCCUGAGGAACCUCAGCUCCCUGCAGAGUCAGAUCCUCCGCGCCCUCCUGCAGGAGAAGAGCCUCAACGGCGGUCAGCGCCACUCCCCGCUGUCGCAGUGCCACUCUCCGGCGCAGCAGCGCCGCUCGCCCGCCCCGCAGUGCCCCUCGCCCGUCCCGCCGGGCCGCUCGCCAGCACCGCAGUGCCAAUCGCCGGCGCUGCAGCGUCGCUCGCCGGGACCCCCGACCCAAUCCCCGGCGCAGCAGCGCCGCUCGCCAGCCCCGUGCCAGUCCCCCGCCCAGCAACGCCGCUCGCCCGUGCCCGCGGCCACCCAGUCGCCCGCCCAGCAGCGCCGCUCGCCAGCUCCGUGCCCGUCGCCCGCUUCGGCAUCACCGCACCGCCUGCCCGGCGAGAGGAUGGAGUUGGGCUACGCCAAACCCUCGAGCCGCCACGUCAAAGCCGGAUUCCAGGGUCGCCGCAGCUACUCGGAGGUGAGCAACGUGGCCCUGUACCAGCAGAGCCGCUCGCUUUGGCUCCAGCCCGAAGCGUCGACGCUCCCCAAACCGCGGGCGUACGGCGAAGUGUACCUGGGGGCGCCGGGAGCCCCCCUGAGCGCCCACGAGCCCUUCGAGGAGCACGUGCGCUUCGAGAAGCAAUCGUCGGACGAAGAGGAGUGGGCGCUGCCCAGUCCCCCCAGCCCCGAGGCCGGCGCCAUACGCUGCGCCUCUUUCUGCGCCGGCUUCCCCGACGCCGACGCCGCGCACCGGACGGCCGCUGCGUACGCCCGCGCGGAGCACGCCCAAUCCUGGCCUUCCAUCAAUCUGCUGCUGGAGACGGUGGACUCGGAGGUGCGGAGCUGCCCGCUGUGCCAGCUCGCCUUCCCCAUCGGCUACCCGGACGCUGCCCUGGUGAAGCACAUCGACUCCCACCUGGAGAACAGCAAGAUCUGAGCCUUCCUCCCUUCCGUCCCCCCCACCCCCAUCUUUGGAUGCUGCAUGAAAACACACGAGGAGCGACACGGCUCCCAAAAUACCUCCAAGUCUUCAGUAGCUACGGAAAGACUGAGCACCCCCCGACCCCGGAGCCCCCCCCGAUCCCCCCA
Cuculus canorus (common cuckoo) is the source of this 2342-nucleotide messenger RNA. RefSeq names its product TBK1 binding protein 1 (gene TBKBP1). Bases 400 to 2190 code for a protein of 596 amino acids. The transcript has 11 exons. The record is from RefSeq and is a predicted model, not a curated record. Gene Ontology annotation, cellular component: cytoplasm. NCBI's taxonomy places the organism in Eukaryota, Metazoa, Chordata, Aves, Cuculiformes, Cuculidae. Gene Ontology annotation, biological process: canonical NF-kappaB signal transduction.